CCGUCCCGGGCUCCCGGCCUCGCGAGCUCGAAACACGCCGGCGCCCAUGUCGCAGUAGGGCUGACCAAAACCCUAACCCUAACUUCCUCCUCCUCCGCCCUCCACCUGUUGCCGUAUACAUGGACGCGAAGGACAUCCUCGGGCUCCCGAAGACCCCCUUCUCGUCCUCCCAGGAGAAGAAGUCGCGGCCGCCCAAGGAGCCGCAGCGCAAGCCCGAUGGCGUCUCGCGCGAGGUCUAUGCGCUCACAGGAGGGGUGGGAAUGGCCCCGCUCAUGCCGACUAUCGAGGCAUCACACCUGAAGCGGCGGCCUGCUGCGGAGAAGGAGAAGGUAGCAUGGCAGUGGUUACCUUUCACAUCCUCUGCGCGAACUGACAACCUUCAACUCUAUCACUGGGUUAGAGUUGUUAAUGGUGUUCCACCAACUGGUGACUAUCAGUUCGCAAAAUAUAACAAGAAAGUGGAUGUUCUUAAAUACACAGAUGAGGAGUACGAGAAGUAUUUAAUUGAUCCUGCUUGGAGUAGGGAGGAAACAGACCAGCUUUUUGAAUUAUGUGAACGGUUUGACCUUCGAUUCAUAGUAAUAGCAGAUAGGUUUCCAACUUCUCGCAGUGUGGAAGAUCUGAAGAGCCGUUACUAUUCUGUUUCUCAGGCUCUUUUAAUUCAUAGGGCCCGGUCAUUCGAUGAUGUUUCUGGGAACCCCCUUGUGAAGGAUAGCUAUGAUGCUGCUCAUGACACUGAGAGGAAGCGUGCGCUAUCAGCUCUUCUCUCCCAAACUAAACAGCAAGAACGAAAGGAUGCUGAGACUUUGGCAGAAGCAAAACGCAUUAUGGAAUCUCGUGCUGCUAGCAAAACUGUGGAUGAAGCCGGCAUGCCUUCGAGCUCUGAUAAUGCUAUGGUUCCUGUUGAUGGUGUAUCUCCCUUGACUAGCACUCAUCCACCACUAACACAUCCAAAUACAGCAGCGAACAGCUCCAUACCUAAUUCACUACGAGCGCUUCGAGUGUAUUUGAGAACCCAUGCGCUUGAUCAAAUGGUCCAAGCAGCAAGUGCUUCAGCUGGCCUUAGAGUUAUCAAACGGGUUGAUCAGACACUACAAGAUCUAGGGGUGAAUUUGAAGCCUAAGGUUCCAACGAAAGCAGUUUGUGUAGAACAUCUUGAAUUGCGGAACGAGAUACUCACAUUGCUUAACUUACAGAAGCAGCUGCAAAAUAAAGAGGCAGAAGUUUCAGCUAACCGAGAAAGUUCCUUCACGGAGGCACCAAGCACACCUAAGCGUUCUAACAGAGAUAUUGAUCGUCCCUUUGUCCCUGAUACAGUUGGGUUUACAGGUGAAAGAGCAGGCAAACGGGAUCACAAGCGGAAGAACACUGGAAGAUUUAUAGAUGCGCCUCCGUCACCACCCCAAUCCAAGAGGCCUAGGAAAUUGAAGGGAUCAGAUUGAUAAUGCUGUCCAAAUAGCCGACGGAAACAUUUCUUUAGUCAAACAACCCUGUAAUGCCAUAUCAUACUGAAUCUAAACACAAUAUUUUCCUAGUUAUCUACUUACCAUUUCAGCGCAGAUGAUUGAGUUUUACAACAUAUUUGAAUCAUGCAUCACUUUCAGGCUUGCAUCUAGAGAUGAACAUCAACAAAAUAGGUCAGUUCCGGCCUUGGUGGAAGUCAGUGUGGAAUUCAGAUGGUCAAUCUUGCAGGAAUCCGCUUCAUGGCUAGAAGAUGUGCAUGCCCUGUCUCUGGCUCUCUUCUGGGUAGACCUGGAAUCUUAUCUUGGCCGGAUAUUCGAUUCAGUUUUGUAUUUGUAAUGUAUGUCAUGUAUGUAGAGGUAAAUGUGAGAUCAAAAUCCUACCUGUUCAGCUGAUUUCCGAGUUGAUCUUAGCACCGGUGUUGUUAGCGUAUGUUGCUAUAGUUUGGCAAGCUUCUCAUGUAUGGGACCCAUAAAGCUGUCA
This is a messenger RNA of Panicum virgatum (switchgrass), 1944 nucleotides long. Its product is annotated as SWR1-complex protein 4-like. Gene Ontology annotation, cellular component: nucleus; Swr1 complex; NuA4 histone acetyltransferase complex. The coding region runs from base 120 to 1442 and encodes 440 amino acids. The record is from RefSeq and is a predicted model, not a curated record. NCBI's taxonomy places the organism in Eukaryota, Viridiplantae, Streptophyta, Magnoliopsida, Poales, Poaceae. The transcript is spliced from 16 exons. Gene Ontology annotation, molecular function: transcription corepressor activity. Gene Ontology annotation, biological process: DNA repair; negative regulation of transcription by RNA polymerase II; chromatin remodeling.